AGCCGCAGGAGAAAGAUGAAUGGAGCAGCUGGACCUUCGCAGAUUGACAGCCGCGAGCGAGUUCUCAAGUUAGGGGGCAGUUUUGAGAAGCAGCCUCGCUGCGCCUUCCACACUGUGCGCUAUGACUUCAAACCUGCCUCUAUUGACACUUCUUGUGAAGGAGAACUUGAAGUCGGCAAAGGUGAACAGGUGACAAUUACUUUACCAAAUAUAGAAGGUUCAACUGCACCAGUAACUGUUUUCAAAGGUUCAAAGAAACCUUACUUAAAAGAAUGCAUUUUGAUUAUUAACCAUGAUACUGGGGAAUGUCGUCUAGAAAAACUCAGCAGCAACAUCACUGUAAAAAAAACAAGGUUUGAAGGAAGCAGUAAAAUUCAGUAUCGAAUAGAACAGCAGCAGCAACAAAUGCGAAAUUCAGCUAGGACUCCCAAUCUUAUAAAACAUUCUCCAUCCGAAGACAAGAUGUCCCCAGCAUCUCCGAUGGAUGAUAUUGAAAGAGAACUGAAAGCAGAAGCUAGUCUAAUGGACCAGAUGAGUAGUUGUGAUAGUUCAUCAGAUUCCAAAAGUUCUUCAUCUUCAAGCAGUGAGGAUAGUUCCAAUGAUUCAGAAGAUGAAGAGUGCAAAUCCUCUCCUGAUCCAGGGAACUAUAUCUCAGAACAUCCCACCAUGUCUAUCAUGCCACAGUGCAGGAUUCCUGAAAUAGUGGCUGGUCAGAAUAAACAUCAUGAUAACAAUGGCCUUCUGAUGAAUACUUUAAAAAUGCCUCUAGAUCGUCUGCCCAUUUCUCAGUUGGGUUGUUUGGUUUGGAACAUUAAAAAUACUAAUAUAUUGGAAAUUAAGCCCUGUCAGUUGCAUCAUUUGUGA
Budorcas taxicolor (takin) is the source of this 864-nucleotide messenger RNA. RefSeq names its product ELL associated factor 2 (gene EAF2). Gene Ontology annotation, cellular component: super elongation complex. Gene Ontology annotation, biological process: regulation of transcription elongation by RNA polymerase II; positive regulation of DNA-templated transcription. NCBI's taxonomy places the organism in Eukaryota, Metazoa, Chordata, Mammalia, Artiodactyla, Bovidae. The record is from RefSeq and is a predicted model, not a curated record. The transcript has 6 exons. Gene Ontology annotation, molecular function: transcription elongation factor activity. The coding region runs from base 16 to 864 and encodes 282 amino acids.